ACAACUUUUAAGUAGCCAGACUGUGAAAAAUUGUGAAGGCCACUGCAAUAGAUCUGUUUAUUUUUAAGUUCAUAAAACAACCAUUUAGGAUGGUUUUUCGCUGAAAUUGGCACCAAAACAUCAGACGCACGAUGUAUUCUAUGGGAUCAAGAAAUGUAGCCGAACAGUCACAUGUGAUGAACCAUAUAUGCUUGUAAGAUGGGCUAACUCAAGCAUAUGCGACGUUCACUAUCCUGAUAAAACAAAAACACAAGGUCCAAUGUUCUUCUACGAGUGUAACGGAACAUCUUGGAAUGUUCAAAGUUACCCAAUCGAUAGUAUCAUAUGUGCUGCUAAGAUAUAA
Messenger RNA from Strongylus vulgaris, 343 nucleotides. Lineage: Eukaryota; Metazoa; Nematoda; Chromadorea; Rhabditida; Strongylidae. The record is from the annotation of a GenBank genome assembly.